GAUAUAUAUCGUACUAUCCUAUCACUUAAUAUAUAAAGCAGACUAUUUCUCCUACAUAUUUUUAUAUAAAACUUAUAUGAUAUUAUAUAAUAAUAGUAACUUAUAUAAUACCUUAUAUAAUACCUUAUAUAAUAACUUAGUACUAACUUAUUAAUUUAUUAAGAAUUUACAGUAUUUUACAUAUUACCAUUUUAUAUACCUUUUAUUAUGACUCCUCCAACUCAAAAUCAUAAAGAUUCAACAUCUUUAGAAGAGUCGUUUACUAAGAUUGAACAAAGUAGUGUACUUGAUUCAAAUAGUAAAACUCCACCUACAUGUAAUCGUGAUGUUUUACAAUAUACUCCAUUAGAUGAAAUUCCUAUUGGUGUUAAAAAAUUAAAGGAUACCUUUCAUAAAUCUCAAAAGACUCAUUCUAUUCAAUAUAGAUUAAAUCAAUUAAGAAAUGUUUAUUUUAAAAUUAAAGAUAAUAUUGAUAAUAUUACAGAAUCUUUAGAAAAGGAUUUCCAUAGAGCUCCUUCAGAAACUCAAAAUUUAGAAGUUGUUGUUGGAUUAAAUGAAAUUGUUCAUACUAUGAGUAGUUUACAUAAAUGGACAAAACCUGAACCAGUUAGUGGUUUACCUCUUGCUUUAUCUACAAAUCCAAUUUAUAUUGAAAGAAUUCCUGUUGGAGUAGUUCUUAUUAUUUCUCCAUUUAAUUAUCCAUUUCUUUUAUCAUUUUCUGCUAUAAUUGGUGCUAUUGCUGCUGGUAAUGUUGUUGUUUUUAAACCAAGUGAAUUGGCUCCAAAUUUUGCUAAUUUAUUUAGUAAAUUACUUCAAGAAGCUUUAGAUGAUGAUAUCUUUUAUGUAAUUCAUGGAGGGGUUGAUGAAACAACUAAAGCUUUGGAACAAAAGUAUGAUAAAAUUAUGUAUACUGGUAAUAAUUUUGUUGGAACAAUUAUUGCAAAAAAGGCUGCUGAAACAUUAACUCCUGUUAUUUUAGAAUUAGGAGGUAAAUCUCCAGCUUUUGUAAUUAGUGAUGUUAAAGAUAAAGAUAUUCCUACAAUUGCUCGUCGUAUUGUAUGGGGUAGAUUUGUUAAUGCUGGUCAAACAUGUGUUGCAGUUGAUUACGUUUUAGUUCAUGAUUCUAUUCAUGAUAAAUUGGUGGCUGCAAUUAAAAAAGUUAUUGAAGAAGAAUUUUAUCCAAAUUUGAAAGAUUCAAGUGAAAGUUAUACUCAUCUUAUUCAUGAUCGAGCCUUUGAUAAUUUAUCUACUAUUAUUAAAACUUCAAAGGGUAAAUUAAUAACUGGGGGUGAAACCAAUAAAUCUAGUAGAUUUAUUAGUCCAACUGUUAUUGAUAAUGUUGAUUGGAAUGAUUCUACUAUGAAACAAGAAAUCUUUGGACCUAUUUUACCAAUAUUAACUUAUUCUAAUUUACAAUCAGCUUUAGAAGAUGUGAUUUCUCAUCAUGAUACUCCAUUGGCUCAAUAUAUAUUUACUGGUGGAUCAGCAAAUAGACAUUCUAAUGCUCAAAUUAAUUCUAUUGUAACAGCCAUACGUUCUGGAGCAACAAUGAUUAAUGAUGUUAUAUUACAUGUUGGUUUAGUUAAUGCACCAUUUGGAGGAAUUGGAAGUUCAGGUUAUGGAAAUUAUCAUGGUAUUUAUUCAUUCCGAGCUUUUUCUCAUGAGAGAACAACUUUUGAACAAAAAUUAUGGAAUGAUGUGGCUUUGAAAGCUAGAUAUCCUCCAUAUACGGAAAAGAAGGAUAAAUUAUUUCAAACUUCUCAAACAGCUUAUGGAGGUAAUGUUUGGUUUGGACGUACUGGUGAUGUAAAAGUUGGAGGUCCAGGUUCAAUAUUUAGUGCAUUUUAUGGAUUUAUUGGAAUUGGAAAGUUAAUAUCUGAUUUUAUUGCUGCUGUUUAGAGGUUAAGUAUAUAAUAGGAGUAAUUAUGAUUUAGAUUGUGUUUAUUAUGUUAAUAUUAUUAGUAUGAGUAUGAGUAUGAGUAUGAGUAAUAAUUCUAAAGUAAGAAUGUAAAUAAAUAGCAUUAGGAACGUAUUAAAGGAAGUAAG
Scheffersomyces amazonensis is the source of this 2046-nucleotide messenger RNA. RefSeq names its product hexadecenal dehydrogenase. Gene Ontology annotation, molecular function: aldehyde dehydrogenase (NAD+) activity. The transcript has a single exon. Lineage: Eukaryota; Fungi; Ascomycota; Pichiomycetes; Serinales; Debaryomycetaceae. Gene Ontology annotation, biological process: aldehyde metabolic process. Bases 208 to 1899 code for a protein of 563 amino acids. The record is from RefSeq and is a predicted model, not a curated record. Gene Ontology annotation, cellular component: cytoplasm.